CUCGCGUUAAAGCAAACGUCUCAGGUGAUAAACCAACAGAGCUGAGUACUACAACCAAACAUGAGGCCUAACCUGGCUCCUCUGCUGCUGCUGCUGCUGUUGUUAUCGGUGUGUUUCCCCGCUGUGUGUGCUCUUUCACAUGUGGAGGAGUUGAAGAGCCAGGAGCGGCUCUUCCUCAGCUCCCUCGGCCUCUCCGGUCGACCCCGGCCCGCAGGGGGCCUCCAGCCGCGGCGUCACGUCCCCUCCGCGCUGUGGAAGAUGUUCCGGAGGUCAGAGAACACUCAGGCCCAGGAGAGCGACCCCUGCACGGUGUCUGAGUACGGAGUCCGCGGCAACAUCAUCCGAUACGUGCAGGACCAAGGCAGGCUGGUGUCUGGUUGGAGCAGCUGUCAGCUCUGUGUGGAGAAGCAGCUCUUCUUCAACAUGUCGGUGCUGCAGCCUGUGGAGCUGCUGUCCCUGGCUCAGCUGGAGAUCAAGUUCCACUGGAACGCCUUCAGCCCUGCUGAGCUGCUGCAGGGGCCCCGGGCCCUCAGCGUGUCUCUGUACAAAGUGAUCCGAGCCACGCUGAGGGGGGCCAACCCUCAGGCCAACCGCAGACUCCUUCUGUCCCAGUCGGUGCAGCUGCAGCCCGACCCGGCCUCCAUCACUCUGGACCUCACCUCGCUGGCUGAGAGCUGGAGAAAAGCGGGCCGCAACUACGGUUUGUUGUUAGAGCUGCUUCCUCUCAGCGCACACCCAGACGAACUGCUCUCUUUUCACCCUGGGAACUCUCUGCCACUGGACGCAGCCUUCAACCUCCCGCUGGUCCAGGCGUCAUUGGUCGCUGUGUCCCUCAACCCCCACCAGUGUCGCUCCCGACAGAGACGGAGUGCAGUCCACCUCCCUGUCACGCCCAGCAACGUGUGCAAAGCCCGCCGCCUCUUCAUCGACUUCAAAGACGUCGGCUGGCAGGACUGGAUCAUCGCUCCUCAGGGAUACAUGGCCAACUACUGCAACGGCGAGUGUCCGUUCCCGCUAAGCGAGAGUCUGAACGGCACCAACCACGCCAUCCUGCAGACCCUGGUGCACUCCCUAGACCCACAUGGCACGCCACAGCCCUGCUGCGUGCCCAUCCGCCUGUCCCCCAUCUCCAUGCUCUACUACGACAACAACGACAACGUGGUGCUGAGACAUUACCAGGACAUGGUGGUGGACGAGUGCGGCUGUCGAUGACAUUGGCCCUUGACCGUAAAAAAAGUAUUUCUUCCCAUUUACAUUUUCCCUGAAUUCUGUUAGAUAAUUCUGUAAUGAGGCUAACAAGGACAUCAAUGAUUUUAAAGAAUUUUAAAUGUUUUUUUUCUCAAAUAAAUGAAACUAUGUCUUUUAAUCUGACAGCUGAUGUUAAUAAAAUAAAGCCACACUGGAGGAGACAGAAUUUGAAA
Molecule: messenger RNA, 1421 nt
Organism: Labrus mixtus (cuckoo wrasse)
Lineage: Eukaryota; Metazoa; Chordata; Actinopteri; Labriformes; Labridae
Gene: gdf3
Product: growth differentiation factor 3
Exons: 2
Coding region: 61-1212 (383 amino acids)
Biological process (GO): SMAD protein signal transduction; BMP signaling pathway
Cellular component (GO): extracellular region
Molecular function (GO): cytokine activity; growth factor activity
Source: RefSeq, a predicted model, not a curated record